Messenger RNA from Brugia malayi, 1194 nucleotides. RefSeq lists its product as uncharacterized. Gene Ontology annotation, cellular component: membrane; intracellular membrane-bounded organelle. Bases 1 to 1194 code for a protein of 397 amino acids. The record is from RefSeq and is a predicted model, not a curated record. The transcript is spliced from 9 exons. Lineage: Eukaryota; Metazoa; Nematoda; Chromadorea; Rhabditida; Onchocercidae.
AUGGUGGAUACUGAUAGGAGUCAGGCAUUAAAACUGCUGUUGCUUGGCCUGACAAUGGUAAUUACGGGAUCAGCUAAUACUAUUGCAGCAAAAUGGGCUGAUAGCAUGAAGGCGGAUAACAGACAUUUCAACCAUCCAUUUGUUCAGGCAAUCUGCAUGUUUAUCGGUGAACUGUCAUGCUUGUUUGUUUAUAUCAUUGCACGCUACAUUCAAAAUCAUCGCGAUCAAACAUCAUCAUAUAGUGAUGAAGGCAGUGAAAGCGGUAUACCCAGAUAUAUUUCAGAAAAAAAUCCUUUGAAACUUAAUCCUUAUGUAUUCGCUGUACCAGCAUUUUGUGAUGUUCUUGCAACCUCGAUAAUGUAUAUUAGCUUAAAUCUUACGCAGGUUUCAUCAUUCCAGAUGUUAAGAGGCGCUGUGAUAAUAUUCACUGGUCUUUUUUCGGUUGCUUUUUUAAAAUCAUAUCUACAAGCUUUUCGUUGGUUAGGUAUGGGCCUUAUUACUGUUGGUCUUGUUAUUGUCGGAAUGAGCGAUAUUUUUGAUGAAAACUCUAAACGUGAUAUCAAUGGAAUUAUUACAGGCGAUUUGCUGAUCAUUAUUGCUCAAAUUAUAGUGUCAAUUCAGAUGGUUGUUGAACAAAAAAUCAUCACUGAAUCCAAUGCGCCACCUUUACUUGUUGUUGGUUUAGAAGGUUUCUUCGGCCUAACAAUUCUGACAUUUUUAUUGUUUCCAAUGUAUUACAUAAAAGUGCCGUCCAUUUUUUCAACAAAUCCAUAUCAUCGACUAGAGGAUGUAUUCGAUACAUUUAGAGAAGUAAAAAGUAAUCCAUUGAUUGGAUAUGCACUGCUGCUUACUGUAAUUAGCACUGCAUUUUUCAAUUUUGCUGGUAUUUCUGUCACCAAACAACUGUCAGCGACUACAAGGAUGGUACUUGACAGCGUUCGAAUUCUUUUAGUUUGGCUGGUUUCAAUUCCACUUUUUGGCGAGCAUUUCAUCCCCAUGCAACUACUUGGGUUUACACUGCUAAUUUUUGGAAUGUUUGUUUAUAAUGAUAUCUUUUUUGGACCUUAUUUACGUCAGAAAGUAUUGCCUCUUGUUAGAAAUAAUCAGUUGGCUGGUUGCUGUAUAUCAUUUUGGGGAGUCGAAUUGGUUACUACUGAUUGCAAUGUGCUAGUUGAAGAUAGUAAUGAACAAUAA